Molecule: messenger RNA, 3746 nt
Organism: Bradysia coprophila
Lineage: Eukaryota; Metazoa; Arthropoda; Insecta; Diptera; Sciaridae
Gene: Eph
Product: Eph receptor tyrosine kinase
Biological process (GO): protein phosphorylation; axon guidance; ephrin receptor signaling pathway
Cellular component (GO): dendrite; plasma membrane
Molecular function (GO): protein binding; transmembrane-ephrin receptor activity; ATP binding
Source: RefSeq, a predicted model, not a curated record
AUAAAUCGAUCGGCCUCAAAGUGUUUAUAAAUCGAUCGGCCUCAAAGUCCUAACACUCCGAAAAGAAUGAAAAUGAAAAACUAUCGAAAAUGUGAAAAACAUCGAAAUAACUUAAAGGGUGAACAAAUUCCAGUAUAAUGGAAAAUUCAGCGAGCUACAGCUAUGCAAUUUAUACCAAUUUGUCACAGUGUACAUGACUAAAUUGUCAACAUAAGAGAAAAUAUUCUAAAUUUAAAUAAAUAAAAUAUCUAAGCUAAGGAUAACAAACAAAAUAAUGGAGCUACAAAGUCGAGGCAAGUGGGUGCAUAACCAAAUCAAUCGAUGGAAUGUCGCCUAUAGCUGGAUGGUCUAUGUAUAUAUUUUGUUUGGAUUACUUUCCGGUUUCGUGUGGAGCGAUCAAGUGGUACUGUUGGACACCACAAAGGAAGCGACGCUGGAAUGGACGAGAUAUCCGUAUGGGCCACAAGCACAGACGCCUGGGUGGGUAGAGGAAUCGUUUACAAAUUUUGGCAAAGGCAUAAACUGGCGAAGUUAUGUGGUAUGUGAUGUUGCAUAUCACAACGUUAACAAUUGGUUGUGGUCGCCAUUUAUUGACCGUGGGCCAGCUAAUCGACUGUACAUUGAAAUACAAUUUACGAUUCGAGAUUGUUCGCUAUUUCCGGGAAAUGCAUUGUCAUGCAAGGAGACAUUUAGUUUACUUUUUUACGAAUUUGAUGCAGCUACAAGAGAACCCCCACCUUGGCAACCGGAAAGUUACAAACUGAUUGCUCGGAUCGCUGCUGGUGAAGGUCGUUUCAAUCAGAACUCAGAUGUUGAUAUAAAUAGCGAAGUGAAAAGUAUUGCCGUAACGAAGAAAGGGGUGUACUUUGCCUUCCGAGAUCAAGGUGCCUGCAUCAGUGUGUUGGCUGUUAAAGUCUACUACAUCACCUGUCCAGCAGUUACCGAAAAUUUUGCUCAUUUCAAUGAAACUCCAACUGGCCGUGAAAUAACAAUUAUUGAACAGCAGACUGGUGUUUGUGUUGAGAACGCCGAGGCUAAUGAGCCUCCAACGUACUUAUGCAAAGGUGACGGUAAAUGGACUAUUCUGACAGGUGGAUGUAAGUGUAAGGUCGGCUAUGAGCCCGAUUACGAAAAGCAGACAUGCAAUGUGUGCCCACCCGCUACAUUCCGUUCAUCUGAAGUUACAAAAUGCACAGCAUGUCCAUUGAACUCUAAAACAUCAAAAUCAGCAAGUGCUUCGUGUCCUUGCAAGGAAGGAUAUUAUCGUCAUCCUCGUGACGGCAAACAUAUGCCAUGUUAUCGACCACCUGGACCACCAACCAAUUUAACGCUUCUAUUUAUCGAUCAAACCAGCGCCAUUUUCUCGUGGAAUGCACCGAAACGAUUAUCGGAUGAACCGAUGGACAAGAAGUAUCGCAGUGACAUUGUGUUCAGAGUGAAAUGUCCCACCUGUAAUUCGAAUGCCGUUUUCAAUCCGUCGUCAGACACAUUUAACGAUACCAAGCUGACGUUGACGAAUCUGGAACCGGUGACAACCUACACGAUUCAGAUCCAUUCGUUGAACGGUGUCUCGUAUUCCGUUCAAUCGGAUUCGAACGAAACUUACGAUUCGACGUCAUCUGAUGACAAAUCUGGUCAACACCAUUCGUCGAAUACCAGUCCAUUGGAUGAGAGCUUAUUGAAGACAGAAUAUGCCGAAUACACAUUCACCACGGAGUCGGCAAUUUUGAGUACCGUCAUCAACAUACGAAUCGAUAGUGUCACCAGUAAAGAAGUGGAAUUAGCUUGGGACAAGCCCGCUCAUAGUGAUUCACCGAUCGAAUUUUACGAGGUGCGAUGGUUCCCCAAAUCCGAAUCGGACUCCAUCAACAAGACCACCUUUAGCACGAAAGAUUCGAAGGCGCGAAUCGACAAUUUAUUGGAGAAUACCGAGUAUGGAUUCCAGGUGCGAUGUAAGACGGUGAAUGGUUACGGUACCUACAGUAACAUUGUUUACACGCAAACACCACAGAGUGUCAGUCCAGUAUACGAUGAUUCUAUGCAAAUGCGAAUCGUUGCCGGUGCAACAGUUGCCGUUGUUAUUUUAUUGGUUCUUGUUAUUGUUGUAACCGUUCUGUUCUUGCGAUCGAAAAACCAAGACGAAUUGGAUAAGAAAACCAACAACCAUUUGCCAUUACCAAUGGAUUAUGCCAGCAACGAAGUUCAUGCCAUGGAUACAACACCGAUUGUGAAAACUAUUCAGAAUAACGUGACGACACCACUAUUCGGCACCAGUCGCAGCUACGUCGAUCCACACACGUAUGAGGAUCCGAAUCAGGCGAUUCGAGAAUUUGCUAGAGAAAUCGAUGCCAGUUACAUUACGAUCGAGGCAAUUAUUGGUGGCGGUGAAUUCGGAGAUGUGUGCCGUGGACGACUCAAAAUUCCACCGAAUUUCGUGCAGGACAUUGAUGUAGCAAUAAAGACACUGAAGCCGGGAUCGUCGGAGAAAGCUCGCUGUGAUUUCUUAACAGAAGCCUCGAUUAUGGGACAAUUUGAUCAUCCGAAUGUGAUUUAUCUGCAAGGCGUUGUCACACGGUCGAAUCCAGUUAUGAUCAUCACUGAAUACAUGGAAAAUGGCAGUUUGGAUACGUUCUUGCGAGCAAACGACGGUAAAUUCCAAACACUUCAAUUAAUUGGUAUGCUCCGUGGUAUUGCUAGUGGUAUGGCGUAUUUGAGUGAUAUGAACUAUGUUCAUCGAGAUCUGGCGGCACGCAAUGUUUUAGUGAAUUCACAAUUGAUUUGUAAAAUUGCCGACUUUGGUCUAUCUAGGGAAAUUGAAAAUGCGAGCGACGCAUACACAACAAGGGGUGGCAAAAUACCGGUAAGGUGGACAGCACCGGAAGCUAUCGCAUUCAGAAAGUUCACAUCCGCUUCAGACAUUUGGUCAUAUGGUGUGGUAUUGUGGGAGGUAUUGUCGUACGGUGAACGGCCAUAUUGGAACUGGUCGAAUCAGGAUGUGAUCAAAAGCAUUGAGAAGGGGUAUCGACUGCCCGCUCCAAUGGACUGUCCCGAAGCAUUAUACCAGUUAAUGUUAGACUGUUGGCAGAAGCAACGCACCCAUCGGCCUAGUUUUACCAGCAUCGUAUCCACAUUGGACAAUUUAGCCCGACAACCGCAAACAUUAUUAAAUACGAGAAACUCACCGGACAACGAUAGUACGCAAAUGAUUGAAGUACCACGGGGUCACAACAUAUUUAUUAGCACUGACAUGUGGCUUGAAAGCAUCAAAAUGUCUCGAUACUCGCAUCAUUUUAAAGAAGCAAAUUUGGUGACAGCUCAACAGGUAUCUCGCCUGACAGCUCAACAACUCUCCGACAUGGGUAUUACGUUAGUGGGUCAUCAGAAAAAAAUUCUUCAUCAAGCCAGACAGUUGGACACAAUAAUAUAGCAGUAUUUUUAGGAAACGAUCGUUCUAUUAGGUACUGAAUGGGAAGUGAAUCAUUGAUUUGAUUGUGUUUUGGAACAACAACAAAAAUGAAAAUUUUAAACGAAGAGGACAAACAAAAAAGAAAAAUCUUUUUGCCUAGAUGGUGAGACAAUUAUAUUCAUUAGCUUAAAUGAAAUUUAUUAAAAUUUGAGAUUUUAAUAUGCGAACAGAACAAAUUACAUAAACAAACAAAAAUUUAAUAAAAGAAAAUUUCUACUUAUAGUUAACACAGUGCUUUUUUAGCAAAAAUGAUGAAAAUACAAAAAAAAAUCGGAUGGUU